GUGACCAUUCACCUACAAAUACCCCAAAAGAGAAUUUUUUUUCUGGACGAAAAUCAAAACCUUGUCCAUCACCAUGAACGGCAACGACAAUGGAGCCAGCCACAGUAAAACUAAAACAACAAAAGGCCGGCAGAAGAUCGAAAUAAAGAAACUGGAAAACAAAAACAGCCUGCAAGUAACAUUCUCCAAGCGCCGCUCAGGCCUCUUCAGUAAAGCCAUGGAGUUGAGCGUCUUAUGCGGUGCAGAAGUGGGCAUGGUAGUGUUUUCUCCCAACGGAAAAAUCUAUCUCCUCGGCCAUCCAAACUUCGAGACCGUCUUGAACCGCUUUCUCAACGAAGAUGAGUCUUCGUCUUCCCAUCAUCAUCAAGAGGUUAAUUACGAAGGCUUCACCUCGUUUGUGCAAGAACACAACAGGCAAUACGAGCAGGCGUUGAAGGAGUUGGAGAGGGAAAAGCUUCGGUCGAAACAGAUCGAAGAGGAGAACACUAUGAAUGAAAUAAUGGGUAGGAAUUGGUGGGAACAGUCGGUAGAAGAAAUGAGUCUUGAAGAGGUUGAAGAGUUUGAAAAGGCUCUGCAGAAUUUGAGGACGACAGCAGCCAUGAAGCUUAAUGACCGAAUGAUGAAUGAGUAUUUGGUCCCUCAUGUUGAAGCAAAUCGAGAUCAUCAUCAUCAUCAUCAUCAACAGGAUUGUUUGUAAGAGAUAAAUUAAUGCAUCCAUUAAUAUCAAUUCUGAAGAAUAAUAACUGAUACUGGGGAAUAAUGUUUCAUUUUCAUUGAGUACAGUUCUCUUUUUAUUUCUUUGAUAUUAUGAAUAAUAAAAAGGUAUUUUUUGCAAGUUUUCUACGAUAGAAUUUCAUUUCAAAAUCAAGGAGGAAAAAAAAAUUAA
This is a messenger RNA of Mangifera indica (mango), 886 nucleotides long. Its product is annotated as agamous-like MADS-box protein AGL62. Bases 74 to 697 code for a protein of 207 amino acids. Gene Ontology annotation, biological process: positive regulation of transcription by RNA polymerase II. The transcript has a single exon. The record is from RefSeq and is a predicted model, not a curated record. NCBI's taxonomy places the organism in Eukaryota, Viridiplantae, Streptophyta, Magnoliopsida, Sapindales, Anacardiaceae. Gene Ontology annotation, molecular function: RNA polymerase II cis-regulatory region sequence-specific DNA binding; DNA-binding transcription factor activity, RNA polymerase II-specific; protein dimerization activity.